Messenger RNA from Suillus bovinus, 2390 nucleotides. RefSeq lists its product as uncharacterized. The record is from RefSeq and is a predicted model, not a curated record. The transcript is spliced from 5 exons. Bases 17 to 2290 code for a protein of 757 amino acids. Lineage: Eukaryota; Fungi; Basidiomycota; Agaricomycetes; Boletales; Suillaceae. Gene Ontology annotation, molecular function: RNA binding.
CACGAUAUUUGCGACAAUGUCCCGUUUGAUUGUGAAAAAUCUACCCGCAUACCUGACGCCAGAUCGCCUUAGAGCGCACUUCGCUCAACAAGGUGCUCCCUCUGGAACCAUCACAGAUGUGAAGAUUUCACACAAGCAAGACGGCACAUCGCGUCGAUUCGGUUUCGUUGGCUUCAAGACGGAUCAAGAAGCAAACGCUGCCAGGGACUGGUUCGACCGCACGUUCAUAGACUCGACGCGAAUCAAUGUCGUGGUUGUUGCAGGCGCGAAGAAUGCUCCAACUCCUCGACCAAAUAAAAGAAGACGCCUGGAAGAUACCACUACUGACCCAGGACCGUCAUCGCGACCACAUGUUCACAAGGUGGAUAAAAAUGGUAAGGCAAGCACAACAGUCCCGUCAACAUCAGCGUCUUCGCUAGAUCAGUUCAUGGAUGUCAUGCAAUCUCGCACGAAAAAGGGCCCGUCGUGGGCAAAUGAAGCUAAGGAAUCUCAUCCAGUACUGCCGGCCAGCUCUCCCGAGACAACGAACGUAUCUGAUGGACCACCUAAUAACGAGGCCAUCUCGGACCUCGAGUGGAUGAAACAGCGUAUGAAUGCUUCAGAUUCACUACCCGACAAAGUCUUUGAGCAAUCGGAUAACGAGCAUGAGGUUAACCAGAGCGCCAUUCCUGAAGAACACCUGGACUCGUCAACCAAAACGAUUUUGCAGACGUCUCGAUUAUUCCUUCGAAAUCUUGCCUUCUCGUGUACGGAAGCCGAGAUCAUGGAGCUAUUUCAACCAUUCGGCGAAGUUGUAAAGGUACAUAUGCUCAUGGACUCCUUCUCUAAGAAGCCGAAAGGUUUAGCCUACGUGACCUUCAAACAGCCGACAUCUGCCCUCUCGGCGCAUGAGACGCUGGACAAGACGUCCUUCCAAGGUCGUCUUCUCCACAUCAUUCCUGCUGUUGACCAAAAAGGCAAGUUCGAGGUAGUAGAGGGCGAGGGGAAAAAGCAAACGUUAAAAGACGAAAGAGGUUCUCGGCGUAAAGCCAUGGCUGGGCGGGAUUUCAAUUGGAGUAUGUUGUACAUGAAUAGCGAUGCAGUGGCAUCGUCUAUUGCCGAUCGAAUGGGAAUUGCCAAGUCAGAUAUUCUGAAUCCCGAGUCAGACAAUGCAGCAGUCAAGCUUGCGCUUGCAGAGACGCAUGUUAUCCAAGAGACGAAGUCGUACCUUGAGUCCCAGGGGGUCAUCCUAUCGUCAUUUUCUUCCCGAGCGCGAUCCGAUACUACGAUACUUGUGAAAAACAUCCCCUAUGGCACCACUGCGGAACAGAUACGUGAGAUGUUCGAGGUACACGGAGAACUCAGCCGCGUCAUCGUACCACCGGCAGGUACCAUGGCGGUGGUAGAAUUCGAGCAGGCAGAUGAAGCUACCAAGGCUUUCCGAGCAGUAGCUUACCGACGUCUCGGAAGUAGUGUCGUGUACUUGGAGAAGGGUCCGUUGGGCAUGUUCCUGGAGACUGCGGAUGCCGCACGAAACUCAGGCCGUACGCUUACUGCAUUCAAGCCGAUCACUAUCGCUGAACAGGAAGAUGGCACCGGUGCUGAUGUAGACGAGCCUGCUUUGUCUGCUGGUACGACUUUGUUCAUCAAGAAUCUGGCUUUCAGUACCACUACAGAGCGUCUGACGCAAGUCUUCCGGAGUCUUUCUGGAUUCUCGUUCGCGCGAGUACAGACCAAGCCUGAUCCCAAACGACCUACUGUUCCUAGUGCUGAAGCCCCCCGGCUGAGUAUGGGGUAUGGCUUCGUGGGGUUCAAGACGGCCGAGGAUGCGAAGAAGGCUAUGAAGAGUAUGCAGGGCUUUAUACUUGACGGUCAUUCAUUGCACGUCAAGUUCGCUGGGCGCGGAACAGAAGACGAGCCUAAGGACAAUACAGUCGCCAAGAACAGGUCGACGAAGAUGAUAGUGAAAAAUGUUCCAUUCGAAGCUACGAAGAAGGAUAUUAGAGAGCUGUUUGGUGUCCAUGGUCAUCUCAAAUCCGUACGUCUUCCGAAGAAGUUCGACUCGCGUUCGCGUGGUUUCGCAUUCUUGGAGUUCCUCACUCGGCACGAAGCGGAGAACGCAUACGCUGCACUACGACACACGCAUUUACUUGGGAGACAUCUUGUACUUCAGUGGGCAGAAGAGGCUGAACAAGAUAUAGAGGUGCUACGGAAGAAGGCGGGCGUAGGGUAUGGUGAUGGUGCUGAACUACCUGGGCGUAAACGGAAACUUGAGAUGGCGGGAAAUGAUACGGGUGGUGAUAUAGAAUGAUGACGUAUGUAUGGAAACUAGUGGCCACCUUAUUUAGCAGGACGACCUUUUGGUACCAUGAUUAGACGCGACGCGUCUAUUUCCACGCCACCAACAUUAG